Phragmites australis (common reed) is the source of this 727-nucleotide messenger RNA. RefSeq lists its product as uncharacterized. Bases 159 to 473 code for a protein of 104 amino acids. NCBI's taxonomy places the organism in Eukaryota, Viridiplantae, Streptophyta, Magnoliopsida, Poales, Poaceae. The record is from RefSeq and is a predicted model, not a curated record. The transcript has a single exon.
GCACUAGACACCCCCCUUAAGCCCGCAGUAUAAACAAGCUCUUCAUCACCAAUCCGGGGAUCCUCCCGCAGAAAAAUCAAGGCAGCACGAGAAAUCAAGCUUGAGAUCAACAAGGGAACACUCAUAGACAGACAGCCCGCUAGCACGCAGCCAUACACAUGGGGAACUGUUGCAAGCUGCAGCGCGCGGCGUCGUGGGUGGACGACGACGAGUGGGAGGCGGCGGAGGACAAUGGGACAGCCGCCGUAGAGAAGACGGAGCGCGUCGAGGUGAAGAUCAGGGUGACAAGGAGGCAGCUGCAGGAGCUGCUGGAUAAGGCCAUGGGUCGGGACGGCAAGGUGCAGCAGGUGGAGAAGGUGCUGGAGGAGCUGAUGAGCUCCGGCAGGGUGUGCUACCAGCCUCCGGAGGAGAUGAUGAGGGAGCAUUGGAGGCCGUCCUUGUACACCAUACCGGAAACUGCAGAGGAGUCAUGACCGACAACAACUCGUCAGUUUUGGGCCUUCGGACGGAGGCUGUACAGACUGUUGUGUCUCUGAUUAGUUCUGUAUGUGCAUACUUGCUGUAGGAAGAUACAGGUUUUAGCGAUUCUUUCUGAGAUAUUGUACAGUACAGGCUUGAAAAUGAAAAUGCUGGUCGAGGAAAAUUACUGGAACUUUUUUACUUCCUGGUACCUCUGAAUUUUGUUUACCCAGCUCGCUCUCCACUUCCAUGUAUGAGCGGUCACUAC